This is a messenger RNA of Aspergillus heteromorphus CBS 117.55, 569 nucleotides long. RefSeq lists its product as uncharacterized. NCBI's taxonomy places the organism in Eukaryota, Fungi, Ascomycota, Eurotiomycetes, Eurotiales, Aspergillaceae. The transcript has 2 exons. The record is from RefSeq and is a predicted model, not a curated record. The coding region runs from base 1 to 441 and encodes 146 amino acids.
AUGAGUUUCUUCGACGACUACCCUGCCUUCAAGCUGGACCCCUCCGCCCCAAUCACCGCCGAGUUCAAGCGUCUCGCCAACCAGCGACACUGGAAAAAGGGCUCGAAGACCUGGCGCAACAUGUGGAACCGAUUCACGACCAUGGAGUACGAAGAGCUUAUUGGAAAUCAUCUCGCAGGGUUGGACGGCUGGCGCGAUCUGUGCGAGGAGCUGGAUCUACCGGGGCCCUUCGAUUCCAUCCGGCAGUGUAAGAAGGCAUUGUCAAAGGUCCAUGUCAACAUUGUCGAUGUCCUGGAGUCUCGACUGCUGGAUCGCAAGCCCAGAAAGUUCCCCAACAAACAUGCACUUGCAGCGUAUACUCGGGAUUCGGGUAAAUUCAUGAGCAGGGACUUGGCGAAGCAGGACGGUCUGCUCAAGGUAUUGCUAAGAAGGCUGCUGUGAGUUUCAUCAGGGGCUGGGGCCAAUAGGACUGGAGUGGAUGGAGAAGACAAGAAAUAUCAGUCAGAUCGGUGACAGAAUUCUGAAACAGAUCGAUCGAUUCGAUAGAUUGCUGGUUAGAUGAGGGACUG